Dicrocoelium dendriticum is the source of this 1786-nucleotide messenger RNA. The record is from the annotation of a GenBank genome assembly. Lineage: Eukaryota; Metazoa; Platyhelminthes; Trematoda; Plagiorchiida; Dicrocoeliidae.
UGCAGCUUUUCUGCACAAUCCAAAUGGCCCAUCCUAUGGUGGACGUACUUCUGAGUGACUCCAUGCCAAGGGAACUGUUUUGGAAGCAACACACCGAUUUCCUCUUGGGCUACGAAAAGCAGGAUCUUUGCACACUAGAUUAUCUGAAAUUGUCCGGCAUGUUUUGGACACUUACGGCUUUGGAUUUACUUGGGGAAUUGAAUCUCAUCGACAAGGAUUCCGUCGUCGAGUUUGUUCUCUCUUGUCAAAAUUCAGAUGGUGGCUUAUCACCCGCACCUUCUCACGAUUCCCAUUUGCUGUCCACUUUAAGUGGUCUACAAGUUAUGGCGUUGCUGGACUGUAUCCACCGUCUAAACACUGACGCCAUAGUCCGAUAUAUACUUAACCUACAGCAACCGGACGGUAGCUUCUGGGGCGACGAAUGGGGUGAGGUUGAUACCCGUUUUUCAUUUUGUGCGAUCGCCUCACUAUGUUUACUGGGUCGGUUGGAUGAAUGUAUCAAACUUGGUCACCUAAACAAGGACGCCUGCGCGACGUACCUGGAACGGUGCCAAAAUUUAGAUGGCGGAUUCGGCACCAAACCGGGCAGUGAGUCCCACGCAGGUCAGGCGUACUGCGUGAUAGGUUCUCUCUCCUUGCUACGCGAAUUACGACGGUUGCACUUGGAGCGUGCCUCAUGGUGGCUUGCAGAACGUCAAAUGCCGAGUGGUGGGCUGAAUGGAAGGCCAGAGAAGAAACCGGACGUGUGUUACUCAUGGUGGGCUCUAGCCACUCUCACAAUACUCGGUCGAAGCGCAUGGAUCAGCGCUAGAAAGUUGACGCGUUUCAUCCUGGCCGCACAGGACACAGAAACUGGUGGAAUCGCUGAUCGUCCAGGAGAUGUUCCCGACCCGUUCCACACACUUUUUGGCCUCGCUGGCCUUUCGCUCAUCGCCCAGGCAGAUUGUCCAUCCACCACAAACGUUACUAAUGACAGGGUCGGUGAUAUAAUUGAGGAUGAUUUUGUAACCGCAGCUCUUUUGACGGUGAAAACCCGUCUCAAGCCCAUCAAUCCGGUGUUUUGUAUGCCCCAAUACGUGAUUGACCGUAUGCACCUAAAAAUGCAAUUGAUUACAUAAUCCGGCGAGCUAGCUUUUUCUUGUGCAUUUUUUCACAAAUGAACUAUGAUCAUUUUGAGUGACUGUAUCUGGUCUGCCUCCAAUGGCCAUCCCGUUCUUCUCUUUUUGCACAUUUUUUGUAUUUUUCCACUAUCCCUUUUAUGCUGCCUGACUAAAUGAUAUUCUCUUGUGGCCAUUCGUUCGAUGCCCUUCAUUCCGGAUAACUUGGCUUACUGCAAAGGGAGUUGGCCGCUGAUCACCUAUACAUAUUUGCGAAAAUAAAUGGGUCCACCUGCAGAGAGAUUAUCGUAUCACUCGCAGUCUCACCAUCUCCUUCGAUCUGCACCGUGGACGAUUCUUACCGGAGGUCUUGCUAGUAACUUCCAAGUUCCUCUUAUCCUGUCCGGUCGCUUCUUGCGAAAAUUCUUGAUCUUGAGAAACUUUUGCAACGGAGAAUUUUGGAGCGCAAAUAUCGUGGUGCUGCAAAAAAUUGGUUGCAUCCUGACAUUGAGGAUGAAGUCGUCCAAGUUCAUGGUUAUUGACAUUUUCGACCCGAUCAAAGAGAAAAGCCUCAGCAUCGCAGUGAUCACCUACAUUAGUGAAGACUAGUGUACAUCUGUUUCAUAGCUGACCACUUACUCAACAACUUCAUUAAGCUGUCAUCUGUUGGAACGUAAAACAAGUUUCCU